Nakaseomyces glabratus is the source of this 960-nucleotide messenger RNA. It is a transcript of the gene TRR2, whose product is annotated as thioredoxin-disulfide reductase TRR2. Gene Ontology annotation, cellular component: cytoplasm; cytosol. NCBI's taxonomy places the organism in Eukaryota, Fungi, Ascomycota, Saccharomycetes, Saccharomycetales, Saccharomycetaceae. The record is from RefSeq and is a predicted model, not a curated record. Gene Ontology annotation, biological process: cell redox homeostasis; removal of superoxide radicals. Gene Ontology annotation, molecular function: thioredoxin-disulfide reductase (NADPH) activity.
AUGAAUCACAAGAAGGUUGUUAUUAUUGGUUCCGGUCCAGCUGCUCACACCGCUGCCAUCUACUUGGCCAGAGCUGAGAUUAAGCCUACCAUGUACGAGGGUAUGUUGGCUAACGGUAUUGCCGCUGGUGGUCAAUUGACUACCACUACUGAAAUCGAGAACUUCCCAGGUUUCCCAGACGGUAUGACCGGUUCUGAGUUGAUGGACAGAAUGAGAGCUCAGUCCACCAAGUUCGGUACCGAGAUCAUCACCGAGACCAUUGCCAAGGUUGACUUGUCUUCUAGACCAUUCAAGUUGUGGACCGAGUUCAACGAAGACGGUGAGCCAAUCACUACUGAUGCCAUUGUCAUCGCUACUGGUGCCUCCGCCAAGAGAUUGCACAUCCCAGGUGAGGAAACUUACUGGCAACAAGGUAUCUCCGCUUGUGCUGUCUGUGACGGUGCCGUCCCAAUCUUCAGAAACAAGCCACUAGCCGUCAUCGGUGGUGGUGACUCCGCUUGUGAAGAAGCUCAGUUCUUGACCAAGUAUGGUUCCAAGGUCUACUUGAUUGUUAGAAAGGACCACUUGAGAGCCUCCACUAUCAUGCAAAGACGUGCCGAGCAAAACGACAAGAUUGAAAUUCUAUACAACACUGUCACCCUAGAAGCUCAAGGUGACGGUAAGUUGCUAAACAACUUGAGAAUCAAGAACGUUAAGACCAACGAGGAAACCGACUUGCCAGUCAAUGGUUUGUUCUACGCUAUCGGUCACACCCCAGCUACUAAGAUCGUAGAAGGCCAAGUUGAAACUGAUGAAACUGGUUACAUCAAGACCAUCCCAGGUUCUUCUUUGACUAGUGUCCCAGGUGUCUUCGCCGCCGGUGACGUUCAAGAUUCCAAGUACAGACAAGCUAUUACUUCAGCUGGAUCCGGUUGUAUGGCCGGUUUGGAUGCUGAAAAGUACUUGACUGAAUUGGAAUAA